Molecule: messenger RNA, 950 nt
Organism: Daldinia loculata
Lineage: Eukaryota; Fungi; Ascomycota; Sordariomycetes; Xylariales; Hypoxylaceae
Product: glycoside hydrolase family 61 protein
Exons: 3
Coding region: 169-861 (230 amino acids)
Source: RefSeq, a predicted model, not a curated record
ACUAAAUAUACACCAGAUUAAUAUCACUAUAUCCCUCUACUUGUCCCAGUGGACUAGUAUCAGGAUGGCCCGUGGUCCGGAGUAUAUAGUUAUAUCCCAUCUCAGCCGUGUUUGUCGGUUCUCCUUGCAUUCUUUCUGUUUUAUCUUUAAGUAGCAAAAAUAGUAAAGAUGCAGCUCCUCACAACUCUGUUGCUUGCCGCAACGGCGGUACAGGCCCACUACACAUUCCCGCGACUUGUCGUCAAUGGCAAGUCCGAGGAUGCAGACUGGUCUGCCACGCGCAAGACCAAGAAUGUCGAUAGCAAGACGGGUGUCUUGAGCGCAACGAGCCCGGAUAUCCGCUGCUACUCCUCGCAGAACGCGGCCAACAUCAUGACUGUGCCUGCUGGCUCAACCAUCCACUACAUUUCGACGCAGCAAGUGAACCACCCUGGUCCUACCCAGUAUUACCUAGCCAAAGUCCCCGAGGGCAAGAGUGCCUCGAACUGGGAUGGUUCUGGCAGCGUCUGGUUCAAGAUUCACACGACGAAGCCGACUAUGGACAAGAACAAGCAGCUCACCUGGCCUGCGCAGAACGAGUACGUGUUGACCAAUGCAACCAUACCCGCUGCUACACCCGACGGAGAAUAUCUGCUUCGCGUGGAGCAAAUUGCGUUGCACCAGGCCAUGCAGGCGAACGGCGCCCAGUUCUAUCUCGCAUGCACUCAGAUCAAGAUCACUGGAGGUGGAAACGGGACGCCCGGCCCUCUUGUUGCUCUGCCAGGAGCCUACAAGUCUAAUGACCCGGGCAUCCUAGUCAACUUGGGCACUAUCCAGCCAGACUCCUAUAUCCCUCCGGGCCCUGCCGUAUGGAGUGGUUAAGCAUACGUAGCCGAGGAAUGCCCUCGAUAAUAAACAAUGGCCUCUGCUUUUCAGUUGAACUCAGGCUAGUAAAAGCUAUUAAAAAGAAC